This is a messenger RNA of Limanda limanda (common dab), 672 nucleotides long. RefSeq names its product collagen alpha-3(V) chain-like. The record is from RefSeq and is a predicted model, not a curated record. Bases 1 to 672 code for a protein of 223 amino acids. Gene Ontology annotation, cellular component: cytoplasm; nucleus. Lineage: Eukaryota; Metazoa; Chordata; Actinopteri; Pleuronectiformes; Pleuronectidae. Gene Ontology annotation, molecular function: extracellular matrix structural constituent. The transcript is spliced from 5 exons. Gene Ontology annotation, biological process: translational elongation.
AUGGCGGGGCUACAGGACUUCCACCCGGGCGGCCACUGGCACCGGAAGACCUGGAUCAAUGUACUACUGGGAAUACUGCAAUUACUUUUACAAGAAGCGCAGCUGCAAGGCGAGUACUGGAUCGAUCCCAACCAGGGUUGCCAUCGAGACUCCUUCAAAGUGUUUUGUAACUUCACCGCACAGGGCGAGACGUGUCUGCACCCGGACAAGAAGUUCCAGUCGGUGAAGUUGGCUGCCUGGAAAGGGGAGAAGCCCGGCACAUGGUACAGUCAAUUCAGGAAAGGAAAACAGUUUUCCUACUCUGGGACGGACGGCGUUCCCAUCCACAUCGUUCAGCUGAACUUCCUGAAGCUGCUGAGCGCCAUAGCCUCACAGAGCUUCACCUACCACUGCCUCAACUCUGCCGCCUGGCUGCACACCGCCACCUACGGCCACGAACACGCACUGCGCUUCAGAGGCAGCGACGGGGAGGAGAUGACACAUGAGAACACACAUUACAUCAGUGCACUAUAUGACGGAUGUCAGACACGCUCAGGGCAGGAGAGGACUGUGCUGGAGUUCCAGGCUCCUCUCUCCACCACGCUCCCCCUCAUGGACGUAACCGUGUCCGACUUCGGAAACGGGAACCAGAAAUCCGGUUUCCAAGUUGGCCCGGUCUGCUUCAACGGUUAA